Messenger RNA from Amphimedon queenslandica, 2034 nucleotides. RefSeq lists its product as uncharacterized. The record is from RefSeq and is a predicted model, not a curated record. Bases 16 to 1986 code for a protein of 656 amino acids. The transcript has 10 exons. Lineage: Eukaryota; Metazoa; Porifera; Demospongiae; Haplosclerida; Niphatidae.
GCUGAUUGACUCUGUAUGUGUCGUGUAUCAUAUUCUAUAGAACGUAAAGCUAAGGCUAUUGAGAUAUUCAACACUCAUCAUCCACUCCUCUCUCAGUCUCUCUCUGAUCCUGUCAGUGUAGCUAUUAUGCUUCAAAGAGAGGGUGUCAUAACAGGACAAGUAUUGGCUAGUGUGGAAUCAGCUAGCCCCUCUGUUCCUAAUCAACGUGAAGUCCUGUUAGCUGCCAUGAGAGAAGUUAUUCAAAACAAGUAUAGUUUACUACAAACAUUUGCUAGUGUGUUGUGCAAGUUCACUGGUAAUCUCGGAGCAGUUAUACAAAGAGACUAUGACAGAUACCUUAAUGAUGACAAGAAGCUGAUUAAAGUUAUGAUUCGUGAUGAUGACAGCAUGAGCACUGAUGCAUCCAGCACUGAAUCCACUCCUCCUCGUGUACCAACAGUUGAGAUAGCCAUUCCUCAAUGUAUGAGUGAUGAAUUCACUUCAAUACAAACAUCUUAUGGUCGAAUGUUGUACAAUAUUCGUAAAAUAAUAAAGAAGGAGCCACCACCAUUAGAUGAUGUAAGGGAAUAUCUUUGUUGCUGUAGGAGCAGUCUUGAACCAAAGCUGUCUUUGUGUUCCAAUAUCACUGAAAUAUUACGAGCAGUAGAGAAAGAGUGUUCACUGAUUAACGUCAGGCUGCUUCAAUCAUUGGUUGAAGAAUUUGACAUCAAAGAAGCUGAAAAAUUGAUCACAGAAUACAAAGGCAUAUUAAAAGAGUUUUGUCGCACAGUAAAGAUUAGUCUUUGCUUAAAUGAGAAGUUUGAAGCAUUAGGAGGUAGUCCUUCUCUUCAAUGUGAAACAGUUACAUAUGUUUUUGACUGGGAACCAGAUGAGCACAUGCUACAAGAUAUCAAGCAAAUCAUUUCCAAGACGUCUGGUAAACUAGUGAAAAUAAAGUACAUCAAGAAAGGGAACUCUAUCAUUGUCACUUGCUCCUUCCCUCACUCUCUCACUGGUGCUCUCAUUAUGAAAUUGAAUGAGAAUCUUGAAUUAUUAAUGAAGAAUGGUCUAAUGAAGCUUACUGUUGGAUACUGCACAAUAUGGAAGAAACAAAAGGUACAAGAAAUACACUCGGCAUUCACUACUGUUGGAUUUGUAUUCAUAACUAAUCAUGGCAUAAGAAGACCUCUGGUUGACGAAGCAUUUUCUGUUGCUAAGAAGUUCUUUGAGUUGCCACAUGAAUCAAAGAAGAAGUACUCACGAACAAGCACUUCAGGAAACAAUGGCUACAUAGAGAUGGAGCAGGAAGAUAUUGAUCCAACGAAACCAGGGGACUUAAAAGAAGCUUUUAAUAUUUGUUCACCGACUGAAUGUGUAUAUCCAGAUGAUGAAGUGUCUGAUUUUAAACCAGUAAUGACUGAAAUAUUAGGGACUAGUAGGACACUAGCACUGAAGAUACUAGAAGUGAUGGGACAUGCUUUAAAGCUCCAGGAUCCACAGUUCUUCGUCAAAAAUCAUCAAAACCUAUCCAAUACAACGAUACCCAGUUACACGACGGCACGUGUCCUGUACUAUCCUCCUCUUCCUUCACCAGCUGCCGUUAAACCUGGUCAGUUGAGGUGCGGAGAGCACGUGGACUAUGGAUCAAUAACUUUACUCUUUCAGGACCCCAGCGGAGGACUCCAGGUUAAACAGAGUAAUGGCAGCUACAUUGAUGUUCCUUACAAAUCUGAUGCUGUUUUAGUCAACUUAGGAGCUCUAAUGCAAAACUGGACCAGUGACACUUACAUAGCAUCACCACAUCGUGUUCUCAAUCCUAUUAAUGAUACACUUUGGAAUAGCUCAAGACAGUCCAUGGCAAUAUUCAUUCAUCCUGAUAAUGACUCACUCAUUGAAUGUAUUGAUGGCUCCAAUAAAUAUCCACCUGUCACUGCUUAUGAAGACUCUUACCGGAGGCUGUUUGUCACUUACGAGAAAUAUGAUAAGACAAAUGAAACUCAAUCAUGAGUGUAUAACAUGUUCUUUAUUGUUGUAAUCUACCGUAUAACGCUUUAA